ACGCAACUGUCUAGCAUCAGCCACAUCUCACUCUAUCUACCUACCUACCUACCUACCUCUAAGGUACCUACCUAUCAACAUGAAGUCUUUCACCGUCCUCGCUGCCCUGGCCAGCCUCGGCGCCGUCUCGGCACAGACAAACAACUGCCCUGCCCCAGGCUCGACCAGCGCUGCUGGCGACUACAGCUGCAACCCGGCGCACGCGUACCCCGAGGGCCAGCAGUGCGUCCUCGUCAACGGAUGCUACUUCCUUCGCUCCAAGGCCGCCUCUUCCACGGCUGCUCAGCCCUCCGCCACCGGCUGCCCUGCCCCUGGCGCAACGAGCGCUGCCGGCGACUACAGCUGCAACCCGGCCCACGCGUACCCCCGAGGGCCAGGAAUGCAUCCUCGUCAACGGCUGCUUCUUCCUUCGCAACAAGGCCGCCGCGUCCCGCCGCUGCCCCGAUGGCCGCCGCUUCCGAGCCCACCGGCACCAGCUGCCCCGCGCCCGGCUCGACCAGCGCUGUUGGCGACAUCAGCUGCCUCCCCACCCAAAAGUAUUCCGAGGGUCUGGAGUGCGUCCUCGUCAACGGCUGCUACUUGCUACGUCCCAUGUGCAGCACGUCCUCCACCGCCGCCCCCAAGCCCACCACCACCAGCUGCCCUGCGCCGGGCUCGACCAACGCCGCCGGCGAGUACAGCUGCAACCCCGCCCACAAGUACCCCGAGGGCCAGCAGUGCGUCCUCAUGGACGGCUGCUACCUGCUCCGCACCACUGGUGGUGUCCCGACCACCCACCCCAACACCACCGUCCCCGCCACCAGCACCAAGCCCGUUGUCCUGCCCACCAACACCGUCACCGCCGGCGCCGGCGCUCUCUCGGCUUCGCGCCUCUCUGCCGUCGCCGGUCUGGUGGCUGCCGGUUUCUACCUGCUGCUCUAA
Messenger RNA from Verticillium dahliae VdLs.17, 921 nucleotides. RefSeq lists its product as uncharacterized. The transcript has a single exon. Bases 445 to 921 code for a protein of 158 amino acids. The record is from RefSeq and is a predicted model, not a curated record. NCBI's taxonomy places the organism in Eukaryota, Fungi, Ascomycota, Sordariomycetes, Glomerellales, Plectosphaerellaceae.